Molecule: messenger RNA, 1080 nt
Organism: Aureococcus anophagefferens
Lineage: Eukaryota; Pelagophyceae; Pelagomonadales; Pelagomonadaceae
Product: expressed protein
Exons: 1
Coding region: 1-1080 (359 amino acids)
Source: RefSeq, a predicted model, not a curated record
AUGGCGCUUCGCUUCGCCGCGCUGCUGCUGCUGCUCGGCGCCCGCGCCCAGCAGCCCUUCCUCGCGCAGCAAACGCAGCCCUUUCUCGUCGUCGCCACGCAGCGCACGGGCAGCAAGUGGGUCAUGCAGUCGCUGCGGCAGCAGACCUGCGACGUCGCCGCGUUCGACGAGAUCUACCUCUCGCGCGGCUGGUGCCUCGACGGACCCGCGAAAAAGGCCGCGGGCUGGAAGUCGGACCGGACGCCCUGCCACCGCGACCUGGGCCUCGAGUUGAACAGCCUCGAGGCGCUUUUUGAUGAUGCCGUUGCGCCGGAUCCCAGGCUCUUCGCGACGGACCACGCGAGGAAGUGGGCCGCGGUCUACAACCGGACGCGCGACACCCGCCAGAACUUCGCCUACGGCUUCAAGUGGAUGGUCAACCAGGGCAUGGACGAGCUCUGGGGGCCGCUGCUCGCGACGGCGCGCGCGCGGCGCCUGCGGGUCGUGUUCCUCUACCGCCGCGACCUGCUCCGCAUGCUCGUGUCCAUCGCGCACAACAAGCGGCAGUUCGACGCGCACCCGAAGGACGAGGCCGGCCUCGCGUCCAUCCGGAGCGCGAAGAUCCCGCUGCCCCAGGGCCGGGCGCUGCUCUCGCACCUCGACGAGCUCGCGUCGCACUUCGAGGCCAUGGACUUCUACCGGGGCCAGGCGGCCGCGCUCGGCGUCGAGACCCUGAAGGUCGUCUACGAGGACGUCGUCGACGACGCGGCCCACUGGUUCCACAAGGCCUGGAGAUUUCUGACGCGCGGCCUCGACCGGAGCGCGUCGACCUGCGACGCCAAGGCGCCCGCGACGGGCAACGACACGAUGCUCAUCCACAAGGACGCGCCGCGCGCCUACGUGUCCAACUGGCCCAGCGUGAGGGCGACUCUCUCGCGGUCGCCGAAGUACGCCUACCUCGUCGCCGACGACGUCGAGCCGACGCCCGCGCCGUCGCCCGCGCCGACGCCCGCGCCGUCGCCGCGGCCGCCGCCGCCGCGGGCGGGUCUGAAGGCGUCCUUCGUCCUCGGCCAGCAGGCGCGGUUAGGCGGGUGGCGAUAA